Messenger RNA from Pocillopora meandrina, 24075 nucleotides. The record is from the annotation of a GenBank genome assembly. Lineage: Eukaryota; Metazoa; Cnidaria; Anthozoa; Scleractinia; Pocilloporidae.
CGAUUAGAUCAGUUUUAUUUCGAAGGUUUAUGAUGUUCGUGUUUUCGCAUUGAUACUGUUUGAAACAACUGUGGUCUUUACAUCUGGCUGGGAGCUCUUAGUCCUUGCUUGAAACUGGUAUCAUCAAGGAACGAAAGGUAAUUUUUAUUGAACUCGAUUGACUCGGAUCACAUUGUAAACAUUUACCUGUCUUUGAUUCGAUUCGGCGCGCAUACGAGACUUAAAACAAAAAGAAAGGUAUUGUGUGAUGUCUCGGGGAAACGGCCGUAGCAGUGAAAAAAGGGCAAAUUCUAAUUUAUUUGUCGCCUAUGAAGAAACGAACGGGGUCGUUAGAAGCACGAUUGCUUACACGGAAGUCAAAAGGAAAGCUGAUGAAGCAUUAUUCAAUACCAUGCGGUUGAAAUUUUCGAGAUUUAUCGAUGGUUUGAGAUUUUUCGAUGGUUUUGUGAACGAGAUUAUGAUUCUUCAGCGACCUGAAAGCGAUUGUGUGUAUAUUUUGCUUUCUAUUUUCUCCGGUAGUGAUUCUGUACGUUGUUCCCAAGCAAACCCCCUCAGUUGCGGAAAUGCAAAGCAGGGGAGAGAGAAAUCCUUUAAGAAAGGAUGCUAGAUUUGGCGUUAGGUCUGUCUACAGGCGAAUAGUUUCGCUUGAGUCUUUAUUUGACUGCAUUAGUUCGCUUCUCUUCAAGCGAGUGAAAUUCAUAACGAUUCGAUUGCAUAAUGUCUCCUUCUCGGGUGAGAAUGGCAGUUGUCACGAUAACGUGCGUAUGCCAGAGACGGGUCUGUAGCUGCAGGUUGCUGGCUCUAUACCUCUAGUUACAUACUCCGCAGAUUUGUUCUCACUUUUUCACUUUCUUGACCAAAUGUUAUGUUGUUUCUAAUAUGUCGAAUGUCACGCGACGUUGCAAUUCCAGGAAAAUCGCAAAACUCGUCAAAAAAUGCCAAAUUCAAGAAAAUAAGAUCAAUAAUUCUAAUUUAAAUUAAUCAUUCACAAAUUCAACGUCACUUUAAGGUAAGUAACCUAAAAAAAAGUAUUUCAAGACUUUGAAAGCUUUGAUAGCGGUUGUGCAGCCAUUUUGAGUGUUCCAGAGACAUGAAAGCUGUACAGUCAGCGAUCAACUUUACGUAGUAUCACUCAGUGUUCUUAUUUGCAUUUCUAUUUUCGUCAGUCACUGUCACGGGACAAAGUCUAGGGGAAUUAACCUCCCUAAAAUAGACUUUGAACAACCUCUGAAGCAUUUUCUGUGAAUAUGGUAUAGUUUACGUAAUUUAUCGCACAUUGCCCCACUUUAUAUCGCAUAUGUCAUUCUGCUCUGGAUCAGUCACAUUUGCCUUUACACCUCUCCGUUUUAUUACACAGCCUAAAAUUACUUCAGGCAACUGGUAUAACGCAUGGAGAUGGGAUCAACUAAAAUUAUUUUAAAAGACAAGUGAAACCAUGUGUCGCUAGGUGAUGCUUCUUGUUUUCUUUUUUACCAAUACAUACUGCUGAUAAGGAUGUGAUGAAGUUAUCUACUGACUUCAUGUACAGCUGGUCAGUGUAAUUUCAUGAACUGAAGUGAAGGCGAUUUAAUUUAAUCUUAAAGGUUAAUGUUUUAAAUUCUCAUUUAAAAUCUGAAUCAUUUGUUCCAAGAGUUUUACAUUAACCUUUUCUUUUACUAAUGUUAAAUCACAUGGUCAAAGUAAUUCAUGAAGCAUAAUAAUGUUCAAGAUACUUAUCUGCUCUACUCAUUUUCAGCUAAACAUGGUCAAGUAAAAAAAGUGCUGGCUUCAAAAGGUUCUGAAAUAUCCUUAACUGACUGAGGAAAUCGAGACACUCCAUGGAAGACUUUGUGGGGAACCGGAGUUAUAGAAGUGGUGGUGGCAGAGGAGCUAGAGGUGGAAGAGGACGUCCUUGGAGAGGCGGUAGAGGGGGUGCAAGGGGAGGGGGCAGAGGAGGGGGCAGAGGAGGGCGUGGUGCUUAUGGUGAUACGGAAACACGCCGUCCGAUAAGGCUUGGAUUCAAAGCACUAAAAGACUUACAGAGCAAGACUCCAGAUGAAAUUGUCCUCGAUUUGACAUCAAGUCGAUGCUUCCCGGCCUCUGAAUUUUUAUUGAAAGAGCAGUCUCCAAUGACAGAUGACGUUAUUGUCUUGAUUGUGAGCAUUCUCAGCAAAGCAUGCGAUUGCAGCUCGAAGGAGUACCUUAUUAAGCUGCUUAACCUACUGCCAGGGUCUUUAUUUCUCAACUUAAAUUUAAGACAACAUCUCAACAGCUUGUCCGCAAGCAGAAGGUCACCUUCUGACUUAGCAGAGUUCUUAAAAAAUGUGAUAAAAGUAAUGAAUGAACUGUUACGAAGAUUCCCAAAUGCAUACGCCGAUUUACCAAUACCCGAUCUGUACUGUGGAGCUAUGGUAUUGUCCGAAAAAGGAAAUUUGGAAGACGCAAACCUGAUGAAUGAAGUAGGUGAACUGAUGAAAUUGAAAACAGAGAAGGCUUCCGAACUGAAAAGAAAGGAUGAAGAGAGGCGACAAGGCAGAGGAAGAGUACGGAGAAAUGGUGAGAGAUGCGUAGUUUAAUCGCAAAAGAGUAAAAUAUUCUUUAUGCUGAUUGUCAUUUUUUUUAAUUUCUAGCCGGUGAGAACGAUGACUUAAACCCGCCCGAUGAUUUCCGACAUCUCAGUGUUAUUCCGACUCAAGAAGACAUUUUGACUGGAGAGAGACCCUUCCUCAGAAGGAACAAAGUCGACGGGAGCUAUCACGAUGCGGAACAUUAUUUGGAUGUGCAAUUUCGGCUCCUUCGUGAAGACUUCGUGAGACCCCUUCGUGAAGGGAUUGCCAAGUUAUUGGAACGUAUUGGCUCCGCUAAGAUUGGUGCUCUACAGGACAUACGGGUGUAUAAAGACGUCCAGUUGCUGUACCCCGUAUGUACCUCGAACGGACUCCAGUACAAAGUAAAGUUUGACAACACAAAUCUAAGGAAAGUACGUUGGGAAAACAGCAAGCGGCUUAUCUUUGGCUCACUGAUGUGUCUAUCUAAGGACAAGUUUGACAGUUUUGUGUUUGCAACCGUGGCCAAUCGAGAUCUCAAAGAUUUAAAACAGGUGACUGAAUUUAGUAUCUCAUGUUUGGUAGACAUCAGAUAUCAUGUAACUCAGCCCUCAUCAUCAUCAUCAUCAUCAUCAUCGUCUAUCAUAGUAUAUCAAAUCUGAUUGGUUCUCUCAUCGAAGUCUAUCAACAUUCUGUUAAUCUUUUAUCCGGUAAUAACUGCUUGUUUUUCUGUAGGGUAUAGUAGAUAUUCAAUUCAUCAAACUAUCUGAUAAUGUGAGACUUGAAGAGGGUGACGUGUAUCAGAUGGUAGAGAGUACUGUGUACUUUGAAGCAUAUCGUCACAUCCUUGAGGGCUUAAAAGAAGUCCAGCCACAUCAGCUGCCCUUACAGGUACCGUAUGAUCACAUGAUAAAAUAUCUUAUUAUCAUUAUGGUUUCUUACGCUGUAGUUCAGGAUUUGAUGUCAAACACGAAGAUCAGAGGAAAGAAAAUGAAUUGAUAAUAAGUAGCACUGUCAGUUACCUUUUGCAAUCCUUCUCAUAAAUCAGUCUAUUUUUCAAGCAUUUUUCCCCACACUCUGGGAAUUCUUGUCAUCUGUCGUUCAUCAAUUUCGCUACAAGAAAGUGUCCUAAAAUCCUGUGAUGUUGCUGCCUUCCCCUAACUGUCCCUCUCGUGCUUAAGCUACGUCAAAACAGCACUAUGCUGAAAAAUGCUUCUAAAGAAAUGAAUAUAAACACGGUCCUUCACAAUCUCGAUACUUUGUUGUAAUGUUCAUAAUAACGUCAACAAAAAUGUUUCUUUUUCCUUUGCUUCAACGCAGAGAUACAUCGUUAAUUGCCAAAAACAUGUUGAGGCACCGGCUUACCUGAGAAACAGGUUAAGAGGACAAGUGACAUUUGAUCUGACGCCGAUUAUGAAGAAAGGAAGCAACAGUGGCAGCACUGGAAGGUAUUAUGUCAGACUGAGAAACAAGUUAGUGUUUAUUAAAGUAAAUUGAUGAGGAGGGCCAACAAAUGGACUGAAUUGCGACUGGUGGUGCUUGUGAAGGGAAGAUGACGAGUCUCAGGAGAGAGGUGCAUUGUGGAUAUUGUCACUAAUUGGCCAAGUUCUAAAGACCACAUCGACGACCAUUAAGAAUAGGAGCUUUUAGAGCUUUUUUUCUACAGCCAUCUUGAUCGAUUCUUGAUGGCAAAACCUAGGUGGUAAAAGAUCUGCUAUGUGACAUUGAUGCAAAGUGAGGGAACACAGCGGACAUUGCUAGUUUUGAUGACCAAUCGAGAUUCUUUUACAUAUAAGAAAGUAGCUGGUAAAAUUGAUACAUGCCCCUCUAUUUGAAAAGUAAACUAUACCGAUUACUGUUUUUUUAAAGCAAGAAUUCACUAAGUGAGAUGAGGGCACGACUAACGCGCUUGAGUGUGAGGGAUGACGUGCGUAGAGGUUAGUCUGCUGUUUCAUACUGAUGUACAAAAAUAAGGCGUUAUCAUCUGUAUGCUGUCCUUUGUAUUCACUAACAUUGGUAUACAAACACAAUUUACCAUGAAUUCCUUUAUUUUGAAUCGUAGGAACUGAUGUGCCACUUCUGCACCUUGCUCACUGGCCAUCCGCCGAAGAUCUGGAACUAGAUAACUCUCAGUACAGGGCUUUGCAGAUGGCACUGACCAAAGAAUUCGCGGUUAUUCAAGGACCACCGGGCACUGGAAAGACGUAUAUCGGUCUGAAGGUAGAGUAAUCCUUUUGAACUGUUGUCGAGUCCUCGACGGAAUUUCCUAUUUUUUUUCUUGUCAUAAAGUUGUUCUUUAGCCGUGUGUGAUUAACCAUGAAAAGGGCAACUCUAGACAUGACCAAAACCAAAUCAAUAACAACAACAACAACAACAACUGAACACAAUAAAACUCUCCCUAGAGACCUCAUUCAUUUGGUCAUACUUUAAUCAAAUUAAUUUCUGCUUAAAAGAAAACAACAGUAAGUGCAAGCCAUACCAACAACAAUGAAGACUCAGAGAAAAUAUUCUUAGCCCGGGUUAGACGUCGCAAUUUCAAUUUUUCUAUUUUUGGUUGAAUAAGUAAUAUAAAUAUAUUUAUCAAGUGUAAAGUAAACUAUACACUUCGGUUUUACUGUUAUAACUUCCUAAAAAUGAUGCAAAAGUUGAGUUUCGGUCGGGCCUGCGUACCUUCUUGUAUGACUAGCGGUUUGAACAGUGAAGCAGCCAGAGAUGCCGCUGAUGUCGAACAGCUUACUGGCACGCCCCAUAAAGAUCCGGUCGACUCACCUUUUGGCCGCAGAACAUUUGAACCAUUCAUUGUUUGUCUCAAGUAAUAGUGUUUGUGUGUCGGUUUGGUCAGUCCUGAGAGAGAGAGAGCAAUUACAAAUUUAUUUUCAUUUAUCUUUUUCUUUCAAUUGUUCAUUUUAGAUCGCUAAUGUUUUGUUGCACAACAAGUUGAAGUGGGACACUGGUACUGAAUUUCUUGAUGACGAACGUGACGUUGCCCCUCUGCUGUCGGAGCGUCGCCCAUUUCUUGUUGUCUGUUACACAAACCACGCACUGGACCAGUUUCUGGAAGGGAUCCACAAGUUUCAUUCUGAGGGGAUUGUGCGGAUUGGAGGUCGAAGUCAGAGUGAGAUUAUGAAGGCGUGUAGUCUGUCAGAGUUGAAACAUCGCAUGCAUAAGGUGAAGAUGCAACAUAUGGCGGAAUUAUGUGAUUGGUUUUUCUUGUCUGCGUAGUUGUGGUGAAGUGAGCAGUGGUGCAUCGUUUCCGAUCGUUUGUUUAUUCAGUCGCUUAGAUGAUAUUCGUCACUUAGGAUAUGUAGGUGAACACUAACUUUACAAAUGUGGAUAACCCUACCAAGUAUUUUUGCCGCUUACAAACCUGACGCAGUUACACUUACUGAACCCGAAAUGCUUUCUUACUGCUUUGGAAUAAAAUGGAAACACUAACACCCUUAUUUUUUUUUCUUUAUUGUUUACCGGGCAGGAUAAAAAAGCUCCCUUGCACAUCAGAAGGGCUUACUAUGAUGCUCAUCAAGAAAUGGAUCACACCACGACAAAGCUGCAAGGGGCUGCUGAAGAUCUUAAGAAAUGCUAUGAAAACGUGCUGCACGAAGACGCUCUGCAUCAACGCGUCCCCAGCAUGACCAGUGCGCAUUACGAUUCUUUAAGACAAGUUUUUGUGGGUAGAGGCGGACACAAGGAAAGCGCCAUGUUGUAUUGGCUGCAGCUAUCUCUUAACACGGCAGAUCCUGGACAAGGAGGUAACGACAUUUUGAGUUACUUUCGAGUUACUUUCGAGUUUGCAUGUGGAAACAGAGCCCUUUUCGCUACCGCAACUGUAGCGACAUUUAGAAAAUGCUCACUUUUAUCGUGUAAACAUCGAUGAACAUGUAGUCGCUAUUGUAAAGGUUUCAUUGAUAGGUUCAAGGAUUGUAUUCUAUUAGGCUCACAAUAAUAUGAAUAUGCGUCAGAAAGAAUACCAACAGUAGUUAAUUUUAGAGAGUAAAAUGCCAAAAUUAGCUUUAAAGAUGCAGUGAAAUUCAAAUACUUUCAACAUAUGUUACUUUAUUUCUAUCCGCAGCUUUACAGCCUGUUGCUGUUCUUCCACUCAACAAGCAAAGCGCUGGACUGGAACUAGUUUCUCGAGCUAAUUUAGCCAUCCUAAAUAACGUCACAUGGUCCACGGGUGAGAAGGGUUCCUUGCAACUGUCAGGGGCACCUAACUCAUUUGUGAUGAUUCCAAACCAUCCCGGAAGUGAUCUAGACACCAGAACGUCAAUCACGAUUCUGUUGGACGUGUUCCCAACCGGAAUCAGAGGAUCAAUCCUGAGUUUUCACGAGGAUGGCCUUGGGACUCAAAUAAGUCAAGAAGGCGUAAUUGAUGGGAGAGGAAUCCUCACAGCACGAUUUGUACGGAGAGACAUAACUCAUCCGCCCGCUCUUGCGAAAGCUGUGUUAAAUAUGAAUUCCUGGAACUUCAUUGGAGCAUCUUAUGAUCAUGAGACCGGCAUCGCACGCUUAUGGCAUGAUGGAAACGAAGCGGAAGCUAAGUAUCUUGGCAAGAAACAGGAACUUGCAACUCAGUUCUCUAUCAGGAUUGGAGCCUUAGAAAACGCUGGAAAUGCACGAUUCUUUCGAGGAAGAGUCGCGAAUCUUCGCAUAUUUGCAGAACCCCUCGGAAAAGAAAGUAUUGUGACUAUUGGUGGAAUUGUCGCGCAAGGUAAAUUGGAUUUGUUUUGAGUUCAUUAGAACUAAGAGAUACACCUUUAGGUUCUGAAAUUCGACUUCCUUUUCCUAAAGCUUUCUAUACUGGCUAAAUAACCCAUUUUGCUGGGGCGUAUUCCGGUUCCGGUUCCAUAGCUAGAGGUUUGGACUGAUUGUUACUCUUCUUGGAUGGGAUGCUGUUACAUCACUAGUUACCCCAAACAUUUUUUCGUGUUUCCCAGACAGCUUAUUGAUAUUUUAACUUUAUAUUUUUGGACGGGGGGAACCAAGUAUCUUGCUGAAGUGCGCAUAGUUACCUUUCCAGUGCUAAACCUGGCUUUUCAAUUCGCAUUCCGAUGCGAUAACAACAGACCAUCUCUUAGCAAGUGUAUUGAUUAAUACACAGAAAUGUUAACUGGGUCUGCACUCUCAGAAUCGCGCGUGUGGUCGCGGAGCUUGGUGGCGAAAGGCCAACCUUAAACACUUUUGUAAGACUAGGGGUAUAUUUUCCUUUUUGUUCUAUGUUUAGAUGGAGCAACAGCAGGAGCAGGAGCAGAAGCAGAAGCAGAGGAAGUAGAGGAGGAAGAAGAGGAAAAUGAAAACACAGAUGUGUUGUAUGAAGCGGAUGUUAUGCAGGACCAGAGGGUCUUAGACAUUGAUGACAUCAAAGUGUAUGGUUCCAAAGUAAUACCGGGAAGUGGACAUUUGAAAGUUGUGGACCCUUUUGCUUUCAGCAAAGGAGCUGAAGGAGAAUGGCAAAUUCAGAAUCCUGAAAAAAUGAAAAAGAAAUUAAAGAGGAAUAUGGUUCUCGAACUGAGCAAGAAAGAUGUCAUGCAAGCUGCGACAGCGAGAGCGGUGAGCAUUUUCGUUCUCGAUUAGUCUGAGUUUAUAUUCAUCAGAGACCAAGAAGACGUGGUCAUUGUUAUAGCACUUUUUGAUUGAGUGUCGUACAACCAUAUCCAAAGUAAUUACAGCGGCCAAUCAGGAGAAGGGAAAAUACUCUGAAGAGCCAAUGAGAGAACUCAAAUUAAAAAACAGAAAACUACCCAAGCGCAGGAAAACGGGGGCUAUCAACUCGUGAUUGGUGUUAGUUUUGCGUCUGAUUUGUUGAUAGAAUGGCGCGAUUUUUUUGGGCCAAUCUCAGAGCGAGGUAAAGGAAACCCGAUGCACUCCCGAAACACUUUCGACACUCAAAUGAUUUCGUCGCCCUAUGAUUUAAAUAUGUGGCAAAGUCCAAAUUAAUAUACCCAGUUAAGAGUGAAUUGCUACAUCAGCUUUGGCCUGCUCUCGAAGUUUGCUACUAAACUUUAUCGAUGAGAACUUCGAUUGCUAUGGAUGCACUGAUCUAAAAAUAAAAUUUUAACUUUUAUUGAGCCUUUUCAGAGAGCUAAACAGUCAAGGGAACUUAGUAAAUAUAACAUAACACUCAUCAACCAGGUAUAAAGAAAUAACGAGGCUGAGUUGAAAAACUUAUCUGUUGUUGAUUAACCCAGGUUCAAAAUGUCUGGAGUUUGCGGCCGAAAGAUCGUUGGCGCCUGUAUCGCCGAUGGCUGACGGAUCUGGCGGAGGGUUACCGUCGCACUAUCUCAAUGUUCCAAGAGAAAUUUGAAGAAGGAGCCAAGCGACUGAAGGAUGUAAGAAACAUGGAAGAUUUUGAGAUACUCAAGAACGCUGAUGUCGUGGGCAUGACAACUACAGGUAAGUUGUAUGGCUUUUGCUAGUAAUUUAUCCAGUGAUACACAGUUGUGCUUAGAGAAAGACUGUGCAACAAUAAGCAAUUAUUGGAUGAAGUGGGCAUGAUAUCAUGAAUUAUCAAUGCCGAAGUUUGAGUUAUCUGCCGAAUCCGAUGGCUUUAUUUGUGAUAUCACACGAAAACCGAAUACAAUGAUUGUUUUAUUAUACAUUUUUAAACAAUCUGCAAAAGAAAAAAGACACUUCCCUCUGAAUUUGCAGUAGUUUGAGAACACUAUACGGAUAAGGGGCUUAGAAAAUAGGCAGACAUUGAACUCGACAUGAAAACCCAAUAUCUGCUGCAGAAAUUGGGUUAUCAUGCCAACUUCACACGCUAUUGUAUAUUGACUAUAUGCUCUUGACCAAUCAGAGUUUUCAUAGUAAGUCUAGUGCAUAAUUAUUUCAGAUGCAAGUAAACGACUUCGUCGAAUACUUUGUGUCUGUGGUUUCGUUACUGAGCAUUAUAUAUAUAUAUAUAUAUAUAUAAUAUGUAUGAAUUACGAAUGCCAGAAGAAGAAAGAAAAAAGCAUCAAAAUUAUUCAAUACCAGUAAUUUUCCAAGGACAUUGACUUUUUGCUAAGGUUGCAGUAACAUUUUGAAUAGGUGAAGGUAACGUUAGCAUCUAUGGAGCAGAUUUUUAGGCUAAUUAUAGCCAUACAAAAAUAGUGUAUAUGUAGUAAAUCAUAUUGCGAAUAAGGUGACAAGUGACGAAUGGAUCUUCACUGGUUAACAGCUAUCUUCUGAAGUCAGUGCAUUUCCAUUUCCUAUGUAUUAAUGAACGUUUGCUGUGUCUGGGAAAAUUUGUAAUACUUCCACAAGAUUUUUCCCAGCAUUCCCUAAGUAAGCCUUACUUACUCGCAGCAGUUUUCAAAGGUCACCAGUAUACGAGGGUGACGUUAUGAUAAGUUUAGAUUAUUGUGAAUAUCAUGUAGACAUUUACUAAUGGUGUGACCUUGUAUUUUAGGCGCUGCAAAGUAUCGUAAACUUUUGCAAAGACUGCGUCCACGUAUAACUAUUGUAGAAGAAGCCGCUGAAGUACUGGAGUCACACAUUGUCACAUCGCUAACUCCCGGAUGCCAGCACUUGAUUCUGAUUGGUGAUCAUCAGCAGCUCCGCCCCAACCCUACAGUUUACGAACUCGCCAAGGAUUACAAUUUGGACGUGUCACUCUUCGAGAGAAUGGUGAAGAAUGGAAUGCCCUAUGAACGAUUGCGAUUACAGCAUCGAAUGAGACCUGAAAUUUCUAAAAUGCUGGAGCAUAUCUACUUCAGUCCAAAAUUGGAGAACCAUGAAUCAGUUAUGAAUUUUGAGAAUAUCAAGGGGGUGGCCCGCAACAUGUAUUUUGUUGACCACGCUGAGAGUGAGGUGAGUGAGCGAUUUUUUAUAUGAGCUCUGUUAGGUUAACAGUUACGCUAAUAAAAAAAAAUUAUUUUGAGCGUGUGACUAAGGAAACAUAUGCUAAAAACAAUGAUGUCAAAAUAUUGAGAGGAAUUGGAGCACUAUUAUAAAUAUGUAAAUGGUAGCAUCUUAAAUGGGAUUUAAAUUGAAUACUUUAUUUGUACAGGUGUAAAUGCCUCAUCAGAAAAAUUAAAAACAGCGUUUCGCGGGAUUUAACCCCUUUAGUAAAUUUGACAACGAAGAUAUAUCUCUCAGGCAUCUGAGGCCGGCGUCAUGUCAUAGUUCCAUCUCAUUGUCUUACUGCUGGAGAAUCAAGGUUCAUUAAGUGCCUGAAGGGAGCAUUUGACAUACUGAUUUUUUAUUGUUAUUCAACGUUCAGCCAUCCUUUUCUUUUUACGCAGGAUUUUUUGGAGGAGGGAAGGAGCAGGUCAAAUGAACACGAAGCCAAAUUCCUUGCUGCCCUUUGCCGCUAUUUUAUUCUUCAAGGCUACCAAAGAGAGCAGAUCACAGUCCUUACAGCCUACACUGGGCAGCUAAUACAGCUCAAAAAAGAAAUGCCCAAAGAUUUUUUCCGUGGAGUUCGAGUCUGCGCAGUGGAUAACUUCCAAGGAGAAGAAAACGACAUCAUUCUUCUAUCUCUGGUUCGAAGCAACGAAGAAGGUAAAAUUGGUUUCCUGCAGACGGAAAACAGAGUUUGUGUGGCGCUCUCACGAGCAAAGAAAGGGUUUUUCUGCAUCGGUAACAUCAGUCUUUUAGAAACAAAGAGUCAAUUAUGGAAAAAAAUAAUGAACGACAUGCGUCAGCGCGGCAAUGUGGGAGAUGCUUUGCUACUUACGUGCCAGAACCAUCCCCUAAACGUGAUACAAGCAUCACGCGCUGAGGACUUCAAGAAAGCACCAGAGGGAGGCUGCACUGUUCCAUGCUCGGCAAGACUCGAGUGUGGUCACGUGUGCGAGAUGGUGUGUCAUCCAACAGACCCAGAGCACAAGGAAUACCAGUGUAAAAAGCCAUGUGCUAAGACUAUCUGUAGUCGGAAUCACAAGUGUCGCAGGAGAUGCUAUCAAGAUUGCGGGCCUUGCAUGGAGCUUGUGAUGAAACGCCUACCAUGCGGUCACACCCAGAACGUACCUUGCUCUAAAAAUCGUUCUGAGGCUCAGUGCCAGUCACCUUGUUCCAAGAUUCUGCGCUGUGGCCAUGAUUGCGCCAAUAAGUGCUGUGAAGAGUGUACUGAGAAGUGCACCGCUGCUACUAAGAAAAAAUGGGCGUGUGGACAUGAAAACAGUGUCGAGUGCCAUGUGAAUCCACGGUACAGUCCAUGUAAGGCACCUUGUGGUGUGACUUUAAAGUGCGAUCACCCCUGUGGUGGUAAGUGUGAGUUCUACGUACUUUUAUACCCAUUGGGAAAGCGGGUAUUUUUUAAAGUCAAGUCAGAAUUAAGAGGUUUCAUUUUCAAGUCUUUCUGAAACAUGGCCUAAAUAUUUUGAAUACCUAUGCUGAUGAAAGUUACUAAAAAGAAAACGUUUAAGGGUAAAAUUUAAAUGUUUAUUUCUAUUUUUUCGGACUUGGAAUUGAAAAGAAAUAAAAUGAUUACUGAGGGAGUUAAAACGGAUUUAAGACUGAUGAAAGAAUAUAGAAAAUUAUGAAACAAUUUGAAAUGGAGAAUUUAUUUUAUAUGCUUGGUCCCGGUAACAAUCCUCUACUUUGAAAUUUGUAGACAGAAGUAUUGUUUUAAUUCUUACUCAAUGUUUUCACAUUAUAUGCAGGUAGUUGCAGUGAUUGUUUACGCGGUCGAGUUCACCAACCUUGUAAGGCAGUGUGUGGCCGCACACUGUUUUGCGGACAUAACUGCUCUGAACCCUGUACUAAGAAUUGUCCGCCAUGCAAGGAAAAGUGUGGUAACUACUGCAAGCACAGCAACUGCAAGAAGAAAUGUGGCGACCCUUGCGAACCAUGUAACGAGAGGUGUGUUUGGCAGUGCCCUCAUUACAGGUGCAAAAAAUUAUGUGGUGAGUUAUGUGAUCGCCCUCGAUGCAAUGAGCCAUGUCCAAGGCUCCUUCGAUGCCGUCAUCCUUGCAUUGGUCUCUGUGGGGAACCAUGUCCAAGGAAGUGCCGAGAGUGUCAUAAGGACGAAGUCACAGAAAUCUUUUUCGGUACCGAAGACGAACCAGACGCUCGAUUCGUUGAAUUGGCGGACUGUGGUCACGUGUUUGAAGUGAAAAUGAUGGAUCAGUGGAUGGAUCAGGCCGAAGUCGCGCAGAAUGGGAAGCCUGUUGAUGUUCAACUUAAGCUCUGCCCAAAGUGCAGGGUUCCGAUUCGUACCAGUUUAAGAUACGGCAAUAUUGUCAAGAAGAUGCUCGCGGACUUCGAAAAAAUAAAACGGAAAAUUUUACUCAGUAAACGGCAGCGGGAACUUAAAGUAUCGAUUCCUUGUGCAAAUGUGCAGAAGAUUCACGAGUUCCCUGAAGACCGGGACAAAAUUGCAAAAUACCUCGACUCUAAGAAUCUGACGGAUGAACAAGUGAAUGUGUGUGAGAAUCAGAUCAACUUGUUAAUUUUCCUACAGACUCUUAAAGAUAACAUCGAAAAAGGAAGAGAGGCGGAAGAGGGGAGAGCGAACAGAUUUUCCGCUAGAUAUUCCUUCUUGGAAACGAAGGAAGAAUUAGACGGUGUCAUCGAUAAGCUCCGAAACCGCGUGAUGAAGAUUCGGGUUCGCUUCAGCGAUCAAGAACUGGAAGAGCUCAAAGAAGAAAUGUACAGGACACAGCUUCUUAUCGACUUCAAAAUGCUUAAAAUGCAACUCAACAACCGGGGCAAAACUUUAGAACUAAUUGAGACCGUAGUGUUAGAUCGUGUUGAAAGAGCAUUGGAUUCUGAAAAGAAAAUCGGUAAGGACACAGAAAGAGAACUAAAAUUUGGAACGAUUUCAUGUCUCUUUGAAAUCUCAAACCUUUUACUUUUUUUCGUAUACCGCAAUUUGCGAAAGAUGAUAGAAGAGUAAAGCAUUAUCUUGAAUGAUAGACUAGCCUUUCAAGUUUUUAGAGCAACGUAUAAUAGCCUUAUACUGUUUCAAACAAACUUGUUAACCUGGCUGGAAAACUUUACUCUCUGCGCAUUUCUCCUUCCUAAACUCGGUAAAAUACUGACUGGACGCUGCUCAUGGGACAACAGAGAAAAGAGGAAAUGGGGUAGCCACGGAAGUGUGAUUUGUAGUUUGAGUGACUUAAUUACCCAUUUAACCACAGUUGUACUUUCCCAGAAACUUUAGCGAGAUGAGUUUUCUUUCCAUUCGUUUCUUUUCUUACAUAACACGAAAACUGUUACUAAGUUUUUGUUCAAAUACGGUAAUGGGAGUGGAUGAAAAGUGGAAAAAUUAAAAGAUGUCUGCUCAACUGACCUUUUCAGAACGAAAGCAUCGAGAGGAAUACAUGUCUCGAAUCAAACGGAUCAGACGCCGCCAAAAUCUCGAAGUUUACUACCAGACGGUUACAAGAGAAGAAAAAGAUCUGAUCGUGAAGGCCAUGGGAAUGACACAGGGACACUGGUUCAAGUGUCCAAAUGGUGAGUUUGAAUGACACAAUUUUAGCCCUAUGAACUUUCCUUGAAAUUUUCUUAAUCUUCCUGGAAAACCUUAAUAGGAGAAAUGGAAGAAUUUCUCAGGUUGUUUCUUUCGAUCACAGCUAAAUUUUGAACAGAGGAAGGGCUGCAAAGAAGUGAACAUAAAAUCAUUCCUUCUUAAUUUCCUUGCAUGGGCUGAUUGAUAGAUGAAAAAGGCUUGGCCAUGGAUUUGUUCUGUAAGGAACCGAAUGGUGACCAAGCUUCUAAAGGGAGACGUCAUCAGUGCAUCAAGCGCGUAAGGCGUCCAAUCGGUUUCUUCAGAUCACAAGAUACUGAAACUCGUAACAUCUAAAAUACUUUCCUUUAAACGCCUCUUUUUGUUUCGCUUAUUCUUUAAGGUCACAUUUACUGCAUUACAGAAUGUGGUGGAGCAAUGGAAGAGGGCAAGUGUCCAGAAUGCGGCUCGAGAAUCGGAGGCCUUAAUCAUCAGCUGCGAUCUGACAAUCAGUUAGCUAGGGACAUGGAUGGGGCACGAUAUGCAGCCUUCUCUAACAUGGCUAACAUUCAAAACUUUGAUCCUCGCGACUUUAUGUAGAUUAGAACUUUUAAGUGUUAUUUUUGCGGAUUAAUUUAACCCUUCUUUUAAAGGUUAUUUUCCUUCGUUAUUGACGGAUAUUUAAGUGAGGGAUAGUAAAAUUUGCUAAACUACGGGUGAAAUUGAACCAUAAUCCCAACAUAGCGUUUGAAAAAGGAAAUAAUCUAAUGCGCCAAAAUGGUUACAACUCAAAUUUGUGGGAAUCUUGCAGUCAGGUACCAUGAAGAUGGAUAGAGUCUUUACCUUCGACCCUCAUAUAGUCAGGCAGUAAAUCGAAAAGUUUGUUGUUCUAGGUUUUCAUCAGUUUCUACGAAGAGUUUAUCAUUGUUCUUAACGAAUAAGUCACCAUGAGUUUAAGACGAAAAGAAAAACAAAGAAUUAAUUGAAAUAGUUUCUGCCCAAGUGAAAGCUCCAUAAUGUCGGAUUUCCAAUUUGGUUUAUUGCCUGAGACACAUUGUAUCAAAUAAUGCGUUAACAAGUCCGGGCUUUGAUUGCUCUCAAUGAAAGGGAUUUGAUUUUACAUAGGCCGAGGGCGGUACUCAAGACACAGGGCACAAUUUUUUCCAAUACGGACUGACCUAGGCUGGUAAAUAACAUUUUCAGUUUUUUCCAUAAACUUUACGAAAUUCUUUCCAAAAGAACCCGAAUGAUUUAGGGCUGUAAUUGCGGCAAGAUAUUCUAUAAACUUAACAAUUUUUGACCGAGUAAAUGGUACUUGAAAUAGAGGUUAUGCAAAUUAAAGAGAGAAGCUUCACCAAAACAUUUUCAUUUGCGUAGUGAUAAAGGUGAUUUAAAAGGCUUCCAAACAAACUUUAAACAUUAUUUUUACAAGUAUCUGUCACAAACUGACACCUGUCCAUUUGAGAGCGCGUAAGAAUAAAAAGUGCAUGUGCAUUUUUAGAAAAACAACGGAACUAGUUCAGUAAGGAUUGUCAAGACAAUGUUUUCUUCAAAAACUGUCAAUGAUCCCACGGAAAGUAUUAUUAACUCUCAUCGACGAUUAACUAAUGUGCGAAGAUUUACCUCUGAUCAGUAAGUAAAUGGCGAAGAAUGUAAUUGUAAGUAAAGUCAAAUUAUUUAGUUUGAAGUUGUGAGAGUUUGCUCUUUUUUUUGCUGCAAUGGCGUGUGUAAAUUUGGUCUUUCCUCCACAAAAACUUAAUUCGAAUGAGACAUUUCAACUAGACACAAGAGAAUUUAAUGCGUCUUUUUCUCGUUGAAUUCAUUCAGUUUCUGCUGUACAAUUUGCGGUACAAAUGUUCAAAUUGAGUAGACUUGGAAAGACUUACCAAAAGCGUAUUUGAAGUAGAACUGAAAACUUCGCUCGGCCUUUUCACUACAAACAAAUUUUUUGAGAGAAUUCAGAUACUUAAUGAAUGAAUGUUCCAUCUAUUAACUCAAUUGUAACCAAAUACCUCACGCUUUAACUUUCUAUGUUCUUUUUGUGAAGGAUUGAAAUUACUGAACUACAGACGGUUUUUAGGCCAAUUUAAUGACACUUUUGCUUAUCCACAUUCAUUUUGAAACCAGUAUUUUUCUGUCGACCAAAGUGAUUUGAGAGAGAAAAAAAGAGAGGAUUAACAAGUUAUUUAUCGGCUCGAGGUGGUGACCGACGUCUUUGCUUAAAAAUACUGCUGGACCAGCCGGAAAAACGAGAUAAAUUUAUGAAAAAUGGCAGCGAAGGUAAGGAUAUAUUUGGCGACUCACGAAAGCGUUGCCGUGCCGUGGGCCGAGACCACGCUAAGAACCGGACCGCGCUAAGAACCGAUAACAUUGUAGGAUUCGUUACCGUGCCCACUGAGAAAAAAUAAACUAUUUUAUCGAGGAGAAAAACUGAUUUACAGAACUACGUAUAAUGCGGCAGAUUCAAGUUGUACAUACCACAACACGGAAAAACCUGUUCUCUGAUCGGAACAAUUUUUGUUAGAAGCAAACAUUGAGGCUGUAGUCACAGAGACAUAUAUUCGACGUAAGGUAACUAUGUUUAUUCAAUUUCCUGUCUAUACACCGUAAUCAGAGCAAUUUUCAAAACGCCGAUUAUAUUAAAAUAUUUAUAACCUGAAUUAGGCCUGGCUGAACGUGGAAAUAUUUGGCUAUUGGUUAUAGCGCAUGGACCUCACCACGCUCGGUGCGUACGUCAUGAACUUGAGCCAAGUAUUUUCCUGUCCGGCUCUACCACUCAGAUAUUGAGUCAAUUUCCUUUUCGCUUUCCCCCUUUCCUUAUUAGUGUCUACCUAAUAUGUAGUGUUUGUCUAUUGAAAACCUCUAAAACAGGUUCAUAAUUGCACACGGUAUCGUAUUUGGCCGAAUUCCAUCCAUUUAAUCUGUCGUGUCUCAUCUCCAUUUCUCCACGGCGUUGCUGUAACUGGUCUGCAAACAUAAUCAAGUGGCUACCACUCCUGAAAUAGCAUUGGAACUCCCGUUUUAUUUCAACAUUGAAACCCUUCAGAGUCAAAGUUUAACUAAAAGCUCGGUUCAGGCUCUCUGUCAGCGGAAGUAACCUCAUAAUUUCCUAUUUCCCGGAAGAAAGCUUUCGCUUUCUAAGAAAUUUUGCUGCAUUUUAAUUGGCUCUCGUUUAGUCGCUCCUAUAGCGAUAGUUCUACAUCUGUGCUCUGGAAAAAUCGUAUGAGGAGGUUUAUCAUGCAACAGUGAUAUGUGACGAUUGAACAAAAACCAAGCUGUCGUGUAAUCCUUCACAAAAGUCGUGGCUUGCCUAUGUUUGUUGGCUUCGUCUAGCAUUUGAGGUAAUGCGGAGCUAAAACGUAUGCGCAAAUAUUCAAGUAUCCGAAUGUAAUAUUGCAAUCAAAAUAUCUAGAGUAUCUGAGCCGGCAUUACGAAAUUCAUUACAUAGUUUAUAUCUAGAUCUCACUUCGCUAACUUGAACCUUAUCUAUCAGUGCCGAAUCAGAGUGUAAAGAGUAGAGAGAGAGUUAUACAUACAAUAGAAGUUAUCGGCAAUCUCAAACUUAGCUACCACUAUCUCGCAGGGGAUCAAUUGCAUAGAAAUUCAAGACUUAGUUUGCAUAGACUGUUAGCAAAGCGCUACCUGUGCCACCUCUAGCAAACACAUACAAUGUGCAGCACCUUUUAUCCGAUAGAGAGUGGAAAUAGGUCGGCGAAAUAAUCAGUUUGCCAUUGCUGUAAAGAGCUUUAGGUUGGCCUUCGUGCAUAUUUAAUUAUAUUCUUUAGAGUAACAAUGUGUAUGAUGUGUAUGACGGAUUUAAAAUAUAUGAAAUGUAUGACUUGUGACCAAAUUUUCGAAAGUUAACAAGUUAGCUCGAAUCUUGAAAAUUGGAAUGGCUUGACGUCAGGCCGGUCAUGAUGAUGAGAACACUCCAUCCAAGCCGGAAAUAAAGAAAUAUGCAAAACAUCUUGUUAUGAUCUUCUCGAAGUGAGCGUCAAAUUUGCUCGAAAUUUGUAAACUGAUCCUAAGAGUGAAUAUCUGCGGGAUAACCCGGUUUUAUGAGCUAAGAUCAGGAACUGUCAUCAGGAAUCGACAUCAGGAAUCGACAUCAGGAACUGUCCGGAACAGUUUCGCUGACAAAUCGUCGAACGAAAUCCCAUUUUUAUUUAAUUAUUUUUAUACAAAAGUUAAUAUGGCGCGUGUCCAAUCGAGUGGUUGAGUGAAAUUUUGCUAACCGUCGCUUAAGGAUUCGUUCUUAGAACGGAAUACGGAUAUCUCAUGAUGUGGGUGUCCAUUUUCAACAUGUAAAUAUCUGACACGUGGCAGUAGUCACAUACGUUGUUGAUAAUCCAGAAUGCUUUUGUACUGAUCUGGUUUUAAUCCUUUAACUCCUAUGAGUGACUAAGACAGAAUUUCUCUUCACAAUAUCACUCUAAAAUCAACCAAAUAACUUAUGAGAUUAAAGAAAAAUAUCAAUUUGAGGAUAACUAGUUGAUGCAAUACUAAAUUAUCUGAACGAACGUUAUAAGAAUUUUAUGGUUGAUAGUGAGGAGAAUUACACAAUUGAUCUGGGAGUUAAAGGGUUAAAGCAAUGACUUUCGUGCGUUCUGUUGUAAACAUUAUAACUGAUUACCAUGGCUUUUAUGCGUAGCUUGUAGAGUUCUACAGGAUCAUAGAUCAGAAAAUGUCUCUUUAUUUACGCAAUCAAUACAUAAAAGACUCUUGAUGCAUAUUGAUGCCCGGUAUCUUUUAUUUGUUCAUGGUAGGAGUAUUUUUAACUGAACAAAGAAUCUCCACAUUUUUUGAACAGUGCUUGCCUUGUUAAUCUUAUUCCCAAUCCUUCUUUAUUGUAUUUAUACCUACAUAAAAUGAAGUUGCUAAAAAGCCUGAAUUGUCUGUGAUCAGAACUGAUACAAACUUCUACCUUGUUACAAGCACAUGCGCGAAUGGGAGGGUAAAUGCCGAUCAACGCUAUGGUAUUUACUCGCCAGAAUUCAGAACGUUUUUGUGUUAGAUAUGGAUAGCUGUUCUUUGAUACCAAGUGAAUGACAUACUUUUUUUUAAUGAGAGGGGUCAUUCACCCUCCUAACCCUUAUGCAUUUAUUUUCUAAGUACUGCAUAAAAGUUUUCAAAUUAAAAUUUCAACAGUGAUAUUAUUUGCCCGUUGUUAUGGCUUGAUUUGUCCUUUGCAUGUAGGACUAUUAUCGUCGGUCUUUCGGAAUUUUUGGUUGUCGAAUAAGGAGAGAUUUAAAAGUUCCGCAAAAGGUUUGGUAGCAGAGACCUUCUGAUUUCAUAGUUGGAAGGCAUAUGUGAAAUUCACUUUUUAACUGAGUGAUCUUCCUCUUAUUUUUGUCAGAAACAUCCUAAUGGAGCAAACCAGAGAAAUUUGGAAAGGACGAGAAGAUCAUAGAGGGAGACGAAAUGGAGGUUGGAGAGGUGGUUGGCGUGGCAGUGGUAGAGGUGGUGGCAGGGGCGCUAGAGGAAAAGUUGGUGGAGCCAUCGGAAAUAGCAUAGGGCCGGAAGGUACAUUGGAUGUUAAAAGAGAAGCUGAAGAGGUGACUGGUAGUAGUUUGCCCGCUGGGAAGGGAAGAGGGAGUUGGAAAGGCUGUAAGCGGGGUAGUCGGGCAGGUUUUGGAAGGGGCGGAGGAGGAAGAGGAAGUUGGAGAGGUGGUUGGAAGAGUAGUGCUACAAAUGGUGAAAGGGGUGAUGGAAGAAGGGCUGGAGGAGACACUGGAAGUAUUCAGUCUGAGGGACAAUUAAAAUUCAAGGACCUUCAGAAUCUGAAGAACAAAAGCCCAGACGAGAUUGUUCUCCAUUUGACAUCAGAAAGUUGCUUUCGUUCUAUCGAAUACUUAGUCAAAGAGCAGUCAACAAUCACAGACGACAGCGUUGUUUUAUUAAUAAACAUUUUCACGAAAGCCUGCACUAGCAGAAGCAGGGAUGAUCUGUACAAACUGCUAAGUCAAUUACCGGGGUCUUUGUUUCUCAAUUUGCACCUGAGGCGCAACCUGAACAGGCUCUUUGUGGAUCAAAUCCCGCCUUUUGAUGUGGUUGCGUAUCUAAGGAACGUUAAGCAAAUGAUGAACGAAUUGCUUCAAAGAUUUCCAAACUCUCACUCUGAUCUUCCUUUGUCAGACUUGUAUUGUGCGAUCAGGUUGGCGUUCGAUUCGGGGCAAUUGGAAGAUGAAGCACUCGUGAAAGGGGUGGAUGAAAUGAUGCAAAUGCGAAUCGAAAAAGCUGAGGAGUUGAAGAGGAAAGAGGAAGAGAAAAAGCAAAGGAAAAUGAAACCACGGAGAAUUGGUAAGAAUCCUACAUUCUUUUUAAGAUUCAUUUUGCCCUUUAUAAUUGUACGUUUUUGUUAUCAAACAAAUCUUUCUCUCUCUCAUAGCCGAAGACAACGAUGACGUCAGUCCACCCGAAAAUUUCCGAUGUCUUAGUGUUGUUCCUACUCAGGAGGACAUCUUGAGAGAAGGAAGGCCUUUCAUCAGAAAAAACAAAGUUGGUGGUGCUUACAAAGACGUGGAACACUAUUUAGACGUACAGUUUCGACUCUUACGAGAGGAUUUCCAGCGGCCUCUUCGUGAGGGGAUCACAAAGUUGUUAGAGUGCUCUUGCUCCCACAAGAUUGGUACCUUACAGGACAUACACGUUUACAAUGGUGUUCGCUUACUCUACCCUGUAUGCACGUCCCAUGGUAUCCGUUACAAGGUUGAGUUUGACAACUCUAAGCUCAAAAAAGUACGGUGGGAAAACAGUAAACGGCUUAUCUUCGGCUCUUUGUUGUGUUUGUCCUCAGAUCAGUUUGAAAGCAUUGUGUUUGCAACGGUGGCCAACAGGAAGCUCUCCGAGAUAAGAGAAGUAAGUUGAACAUAGUGGAUGAAAAAUAAAUGAACAUUACGUGGUAUUUUUCCAGUCUUUUCUCUGUUUUUUGUUCGUCCGCGAACAUUUCUGUUGUUUCCCUCCGUUGCUCUGGAACGGCUUCUCUACUUAUUCAAAUAUUUCUCCUCCUUUUGGUUACAAAUUCUGUUGAAGCCAUCGAGAAGGUUUCAGAGAUCUUUUCAAUUUUCAUCAGGCAAUAUUAUCUGGACACGAUCCACUAAGAUUAGUUGCCAGUCUUAAUGAGCAAGCUGAAUGGGCACUUUCUCCUCCUUUGCUCAAGUAAUUUUCGUCCGACAUUUGGCCAUUUUGGCACAAGUUUGGGCGAAUUUUAGGCUUCUCAACAUAAGUAUGCAUCCUGCCCACAAGUAUACAAACUUAUUAAUGGGAGACAUUCGUUCAAGAUGCAUUUGUUAACAAACAUAUUUUUUGUCUGUGUGCUUUUCUCUUCAAGGGUACGGUGGACAUACAAUUCAUCAAACCAUCUGAUAAUGUGAGACUUGAAGAAGGUGACGUGUAUCAGAUGGUAGAAAGCACUUCCUACUUUGAGGCGUACCGUCACGUGCUGAAGGGAAUGCAAGACAUCCAUCCAACUAUGUUACCUUUUCAGGCAUGAGUGAUUCCUCACGUGUAAAUUCGUUAACUGUAGUUCUAAUGUAUAUUGAUUUUAGAUAGAAACUCGGAAUUGCGAAAUUCUACAUUUUUAGCUUGACCGCAUAACUCAGAUGAUCAAACUUUUUAAGAUGGAAUGUAGUUUCCCAAGUUUGUGCACUUUUCCAGUGUAAAAACUGGUAGUUUCUCUUAAUAACGCAUAUUCAACUUUGACAUCCUAUUGUUUACCUACAGAAGUACAUUGUAAAUUGCCAAGAAAAUGUCGAGCCCCCUGCUUAUUUGUUGAGUGAACUGCACGAAGAAGUAACUUUUGACUUUACACCUAUAAUGAAGAACGUUAGCCAGGAUACUACUGAUACUACUGAGAGGUACGAGAGGAAAAACUUCAUGUGUCCUCGUCGGGGGGAGGGGUGGGGGUGAAACACUCUGAAUCAUCGAUUGUUAACUUAACCAAAUAUAUAUUUAUAACAUAACCCGUGGGCGAGACCCAGCUAAUCCCUAAAAAGCCACAAGCUGUGUAUACACACCUUAUUCGAUUUAUUAACAUGUAGUGCGUGCAGAUAUUUUGCAAGUUGCGUAGUAUUUUUCCAAACCCGGGCCCGUAGGGACGAAGAAAAAGACGAGAGGUGAAUAGUAUGUCCGCUGGUAUCUGUAAAUGUAAAACCAUCGAACAAAGGAUUUAUUAUUCCGCUAUAAUUUCAUUUUCAAGUAUUUUGGCCUCUAGUUUUCAAAGUACAUCCUACCGGCGACCUUAACUGAGCAUCGUAUCGAUCGCAUGUGCCGUGUGCGAAAGACUAAAACAACACAAGCUUAAAGGUUCGUUGCUUUAAAAGUCAGACAUAAGAAAAGUGGAUUAAAACCGAAACUACGUGGAAUCGUUCAUUGCGGCCUUUCGUUGUUUAAAAUCGUGGUGCGUUUGUGGGUUACGAUGCCCUAAUAUGGUAAAAGGGCGUAAAUGUGCAAUAAGCCUCUUGUCAUAUUAUGACGUGUGUAGUUUCACCUCAGUUCUCGUCCAGAUUAGCCGCAAGAUUUCAAAACUUUCAUGAUUGUUUUUCUGAUUUACUACGAUCGAGAUAGACCUGGUGGAGCUCAAAAUGAAAACUAAAAAUGCUGCAUGAUACUUGGUGGGUAAAACAAUGAACGUUUGACUUUUCCAAACGACGUAAUUAGCUUUGGAGUCAACGAAAUUCAUUCACAAACGCGAUACGAAUAAUGGCUGGAAAAAGAAAACUUUGUUGAACUUUCGGACUCUUCUUUAUUUGGAACGGUAAAUAUUACUUUUAAGUGUCAACAUGUCCUUAGAGUAUUGUUCAAUAGAAGAUUUGUUUUUCAGAAAUUUCAAAAGAAAGCUCCGCAAUCUUUGGCCGUGAAUUAUAGUAAACAACGAUUCAAGGAUGGUGAAUCUAUCACGCAGGUCUCGUACAUGCAGGAGACUCGUACGUUUUUCACUUCAAGGAAGCAAAUUUAGCAUUUCUUUGAAUAAAACUUUCCUCUCGAAUCAUGUCUUGGUCGUUUCUGCCUUGCCUUCUAUUCACAGUUUUUGUGUGGUAUGCAAUUACAAGGUAAACUCGACACACUUGUGAUAAAACCCUUUCUUCUUUCAAGCUUUCCGUGUGCAUUCAUAUCUCGAUAUACGCAAGAUUGGCAUGAACCAUCAUCAUAUUCACUCAAUAUAAAAAACAAAAAACAAAAAAUUAUUCAGUCAAUUAAUUCUAUGAAUUACUUUAGACUAGUUUAUUUUGAUACCAUUUUAUAAUGAUAUCAUUGUUAUGGCGAUAAAGUACGCCGUACCUGUAAGACUUCUUUUAUUUUCAUCAACAGUUCAGGUACUCUUAAGGAAAACUUGAAACUUCGGCGUGCGCGUUUGAAGGGUAAGUGUAUAACUUGAAUUGUGUGACAUUACCUAACCAUAUGAAGAUUAAUCUCAGGAGCUUGCUUGCACUUUCAGGCUAUUAGUCGGGUAUAUAUCCCUAUUUCUGUGUAUGCUCUAAUGACCUACAGUAAGUUUCUUAAGAAAAUAAUUCACGUAGCAUAAAAUUAGCAGUUUAUUCAGAAUCUGGUAACUCGUUUAACUCUUGGCCCGGUUGUUCAAAGGGUGGAUAAUUCUAUCCAUUAAAUAAAUCUCUAUCCGGUGGAUAGCGCUGUACGUUUUGAUAACUCCUAUCGGCUGGAUAGUAAUUUAUCCGUCGGAUAGCGUUAUUCGUCCUUUGAACAAUGGAUAGAUAUGACCAACCCAUAUGACCAACCCGCAGGUAUUUAUGUUUGGGAAUCAACAGCAGCGAAUACAGAGCCGCUAGGUACAAUUUAUGCUAUGAGUACCCAAGGAAGGUGGGGGGGGGGGGGGAAGAGUUACAUAGAGUACCCAAGGAGUGUAGUCACGCAUUUAAUAAAUUCACCCAUUACGUAAGCUUUAAACGCCAUUUCAUGCGUCACAAAUUUUAAAGGAAAACUUCAAAUCUCUUUUUUCUUGUGGACGAGGUUUCGGGGAAAUCUCGAGGCUUUCACAAAAUGAAAGAAAUUAUUCGCUGGUGACGUAUGUUUCAGGGGACAAAUCACACUUGCCAUUCUGUAAAAUAUACGCGUCACAUAUUAAUUUUGGCCUUAAUCAAGCGUCAAGUAUAAACCAUUUGCCACCCUCUCUUACAAAACUUGUCUCAGUUGGAACUGUUUUUGCGAUUUUGUUUUAAAGGA